Messenger RNA from Doryrhamphus excisus (bluestripe pipefish), 894 nucleotides. It is a transcript of the gene sult5a1, whose product is annotated as sulfotransferase family 5A, member 1. The record is from RefSeq and is a predicted model, not a curated record. Gene Ontology annotation, molecular function: sulfotransferase activity. NCBI's taxonomy places the organism in Eukaryota, Metazoa, Chordata, Actinopteri, Syngnathiformes, Syngnathidae.
AUGUCCAGGUUGGAAGUCACAGAGACAUUUCAUGGAGUAAUAUAUCCUGGAUAUCUACACAACCAGGAGUCUUUGCAACACGCUGUCACGUUCAGUUUUCAGGACACUGAUAUCCUCAUUGUCUCCUAUCCAAAAUCAGGCACCACAUGGAUGCAGCAAAUGGUAACUCUAAUCUCCAACAGAGGAGAUCCACACGUGUCCCAAACGGUCCCAAAUUGGGCUCGUACUCCCUGGCUGGAGCAUCAUUACAGCGCUGAUCUUCUCCAGACUUUAAGCGGACCUCGUAUUAUCACUACACACCUCUUUCAUGACAUGCUGGGCCACGCCCUCCAGGGCUCCAAAACCAAGGUGAUUUAUGUAAGCAGAAACCCAAAGGAUACUGUGGUGUCUUUUUACCACUUCCACAAAUUGGCCAACUUCCUACCUGAUGGUGGCUCCUUUCAAGAGUUUUUAAACCAAUUUCUGGAAGGCACAGUGCACUUUGGCUCCUGGUUUGAUCAUUUUAAAGGAUGGACGAGCCAGUUAGGAGCCAUGACUAAUCUACUUCAUGUCACCUAUGAAGAGAUGUCAAAGGAUCUGCAUGGUGCCAUCAAGAAGGUGAGCUCUUUUCUCCAGUGCCCCCUAGUGGAGGAGGAGGUGAACAGCUGUGUAAGGCACUGCCACUUCAGCAGCAUGAAGGAGAACAACAUGAUCAACUACACCCUCAUUCCUCAUGAGAUCAUGGACCACAGCAAAGGCUUCUUCAUGAGGAGGGGUGAGGUUGGGGACUGGAGGAGCAUGUUCACAGAGGAGAUGAAUCAACAGUUUGACAAGGUUCUGCAGGAGAAGUUGAAAGGUUGCUGUAUUGCGUUUGUAUGGGAAGUGGAAGAAGAAGAAAUUGAUGAACAUCAUUAA